CUUCAACUAUUGGUCGGAAUAAACUCUGUAGGGAUGUUGGAGUCCAGAACGUCCCAAUUGGUUUUCAAUCUUGCAAAGCUCUUUGGUUUUCCAAUCCAAUUACAUUGGAACAAAGGAAUCAAAAAGGCUCAAUUUCACACAACAAGCUUUUGGUUUUCUUUGAUUCGUUAUUCAGGAGCUUUUUUGCCCUCAGUGGCAAUAUUUCUUCUUUUUGCGACCAAUGGAGGAGUAGCGUCCCUCUUCUCUUUGUAUACGGAUCGACGGUUUUCUAUUUUGGACUUGACAUCAACUUGGAUACUAUGGUCCAUAUCCGGUCUACAGAUGACGUUUCUCUGGGUAUUCUACCGUCAAAACUCUUGUCACAUCAAUGCAAUCAUCGCCGAAAUAAGCAUCCUGAGUUCCUCAAUUGCUUCAAAACGGGAACAAAUCGGUUUCCCUCUUUCCUGGAGACGACUUUUAUGGGUGCAAAUAAUUGGAGUUGGCAUUUGCAUUAUCUUGGCCACCAUAUCUAUUCACCUGUUGUGCGGCACUGAACCAAAAUGCAGCUUGGCCUUUCAAUGGGCAUUCACCACAUUAUAUUUCGGAACACUCUUCCUAUGUGUCUAUUCUAUUCACCAACUUGCCUCUAACCUCUUCAUCUACGAAACACUUAUUGAAACAGAACAACUACUUCAAUCCUUCAAUUCUUGGGUCAACCUGCAGCCGUUUCUCCAUCCAUCAGACCUACUGCAGAAGUCCAAGUCCAUUGUUAGAUUAUUCUCAUGCAUCGAGAAUCGGAUUGGGUCUAUAAUCUUUUUUGAAAUCUUGUGUAGCAUGACAGUCGUUAUAUUUGGAGUGUUCCAAGCCACCAACAUCAAUUUAGCCUUGGCCCAGACCACUUUUGGAGACAACGAGUUGUCCAAACUGUUGCUGGGAAGCAGUUUUGUUAUGCUUGGCAUAAUAUCUUGCACGAGAUAUUUGCCCUUCUUUCGGUCGGGACAUAAUAUCACGACAGAAAUGAAGGCCGUUAAAGUCAAAAUCGAGGAUGAACUGGCCAAAAGAUUCGACCAAUUCUCGCCCAAUCAACUUUGGGAAUUCAAACAAGUCCGAGAAAACUUUGGCCGCCCGGCCGCUAUUCAACCAUUGGGGUUGUUCGAUUUGAACUUGUCGACGGCGUUUGCGACUGAUGGAUUAUUGAUAACAUAUAUUGUUAUUUUGAUUCAAUUCAAAUUGGGAUGAGGUUACGUCAAAAUUUGGUUGUCAAAAUAGAAUUGAAAAUGUCUUUUUUCCCAGUUGUUACUUUCGGAUCCAUAAAGUUCGACGUUGACCAAAUUGAAUAACUGUGAUAAUAGCUGGAGCAGUCAGACUUUGGGGCAUUAUCUUGUUGCAUCGAGCCACAAUUCUUAAUUUCAAAGUAAAUUGCAGCUUACUGGUUCGGAAACUGACUUUGCCGCUAGGUACAGAACAAAUUCUUGCAAUAUAUUUUAGCAACGG
Tigriopus californicus is the source of this 1473-nucleotide messenger RNA. RefSeq lists its product as uncharacterized. The record is from RefSeq and is a predicted model, not a curated record. NCBI's taxonomy places the organism in Eukaryota, Metazoa, Arthropoda, Copepoda, Harpacticoida, Harpacticidae. The coding region runs from base 34 to 1218 and encodes 394 amino acids. The transcript has 2 exons. Gene Ontology annotation, cellular component: membrane. Gene Ontology annotation, biological process: sensory perception of taste.